Heteronotia binoei (common prickly gecko) is the source of this 5427-nucleotide messenger RNA. RefSeq names its product solute carrier family 35 member D1 (gene SLC35D1). The record is from RefSeq and is a predicted model, not a curated record. The transcript has 12 exons. Gene Ontology annotation, molecular function: GDP-fucose transmembrane transporter activity; antiporter activity. The coding region runs from base 31 to 1119 and encodes 362 amino acids. Gene Ontology annotation, cellular component: Golgi apparatus. NCBI's taxonomy places the organism in Eukaryota, Metazoa, Chordata, Lepidosauria, Squamata, Gekkonidae.
CCCGCCCCGCCUGACGUUCUGCUUGCAACCAUGUCGGCGGCCGCGCACCGACGUCAGGCUGCUGGGGUGAAAGGAGAAGCCCUCGCAGCCGCCGCGCCAGCAGCGCCAGCAGCCCCCGCUCGCGGAGAUGAGGAGCCGGGCAUGGCGGCGGCCCCGAGCCUCACCGUCUGCCUCAAGCUGCUGGCCGCUGCCUUCUACGGCUUCAGCUCCUUCCUCAUCGUGGUGGUUAACAAGAGCGUCCUCACCGGCUACGGAUUUCCGUCCUCGCUCUGUGUGGGACUAGGUCAGAUGUUGGCUACAGUGGUUGUCCUCUGGGUGGGAAAGGCACUCAGGGUGGUGAAGUUUCCAGACUUUGACAGAAAUAUACCUCGAAAGACAUUUCCACUACCUCUUCUCUAUUUUGGGAACCAAAUCACAGGACUGUUCAGCACAAAGAAACUAAACCUGCCAAUGUUUACAGUCCUGAGAAGGUUUUCUAUUCUGUUUACAAUGUUUGCUGAAGGAAUUUUACUCAAGAAGAAAUUUUCUUGGGGAAUUCAGAUGACAGUAUUUGCAAUGAUAAUUGGUGCAUUUGUAGCUGCAAGUUCUGACCUGGCAUUUGAUCUAGAAGGUUAUAUUUUUAUAUUGAUUAAUGAUGUCUUGACAGCUGCAAAUGGGGCAUAUGUAAAACAGAAACUAGAUUCAAAGGAGUUAGGAAAAUAUGGCCUUCUUUAUUACAAUGCACUAUUCAUGAUUCUUCCCACUUUGGCCAUAGCCUAUUUCACAGGAGAUGUGCAAAAGGCAAUGGAAUACAAAGGCUGGGCAGACACUCUCUUUCUUAUACAGUUUACACUCUCAUGCAUAAUGGGGUUUAUUCUGAUGUAUUCAACGGUACUUUGCACACAGUAUAAUUCUGCUCUUACAACGACAAUAGUUGGCUGUAUUAAGAAUAUCUUAAUAACCUACAUUGGAAUGUUCUUUGGAGGUGAUUAUAUUUUCACAUGGAUGAACUUUAUAGGUUUAAAUAUCAGUAUUGCUGGAAGCCUGGUAUAUUCUUACAUCACUUUUACGGAAGAGCAAAUGAACAAGCAAUCUGAAGCUAGCAUCAAGAUGGACAUUAAAGGGAAGAGCUCUGUAUGACAAAGGGGUUACUUAAAAGUAACUGUUGCUCUUCAGCAGUGAUUGCUGACAAAUCAUUAGACUAUAUAGUGUCUGUGAAUGGAAUACUAUGGGUACUUUGCAUUUGCACAAUCUGAAGAUUGCUGCCUUAAAAUAAUUAGGUAUUUAUUAAUUGAUGCAUAUGAAAUACACAGGUUUCUGGGUAACUUUAAACCUGUAAGAAACAGCAUUUUUCUAAAAACAAAAGUUUAUCACAUCAGAGCACACACCAGUUGCUAAAACCAGCGUUUAGUGAUACAGUAUUAAUAAUCUUGAGUGUACAGAGGACACUGCAAGAUAAAAACUGCACAUGGAGAGAAUUUGUCCUAAAUAUUUCAGAACCAACUGGGGCUCUGAGCAGGUUUUCUUCUUCAUCUUCCCAAAAGAUGGAGCCUUACUGCAUUUCCUUGCAAAUAAUUUGUUAACUUGAGUAAAAUGCAAUUUAUGAUAAGGUUAACCUUUGGCUACUGCAAUAAAAGGUUAACAUGGGGCUUACCUGUUUCCAUCUGAAAUCAGUGGUUCCUUUGCACAGGAUUAAAAAUUCAAGUACUGCUCUCUUCAGCAGUUAUUUAAGUAUACUUUCAAGAUUUCAGAGAGGCUGCCCUGUGGAAGUUCCAGACAGGGAGCAUUAUAAGUGUCGACCCAUUGUUCAGAAUAGGGGUCUGAGUAGUAUUCUCAUGGAGGAAUGAGAAAUGUGAACGGUAGUUUUAAAGUUAUCAAAUUUAUUCCCUGCUACUAAGCUUUCCCUUGAUUAGUCUUGCACAUUUUCCCUGUGUCAGAAAGAUGUGUAGCCCCAGAGUUUCCUCUUUCUGCUUAAACAGAUAAACUAGCUGCCUUCCUAGGAAAACAGUGUUUAGUACAGGAACCUUUCUUGAAAUUUAAUUUUUGAAAAAGCCCAUCAUUGAAAUGCACUCAGGCAUUUUUUUACUUGUAGACUUUGAUUUUUAAACUCUAAAGAAAAAAUCCUCCUGCCAAACUACUGGGACAAUAGCUCCCUGGCCAGUGUUAUUUUUUUUUUUCAGAUACCCUGCCCCUCAUAGCCAUGUUCUUACGAACAUAGAUGGCUGUAGCAAGUGUUACAUGAAACACUCCUCUCUACUGUGUCAUUCCUCUGAGAAAAGAAGAGAGAGCCUAGUUGCUCCUUGUAGUUGAGAAGUUCUGAGAAGACAAGGUGAAGGCUCCUCUCUCCCUCACCCAAAUGCCUGAGCCAGUCUAUCUGCAGUUGAGUAUCUCUUGAUAAUGUUGACCUGUAAGACAGAUAAGCUUUCACUCAGUGGAAAAAGCAGUGUGCCUUCUCAUUAAAAAGCAGGUCCCCUCAUUGAUAAAUUUCACAUGUGAGCUUGUGUAGUUGACUAGUGGCAGCAUUCUAGCUAGGAAGGCCUGUACUGCUUGGGAAUGGUUUUCAGUUCCAGCACAUUUCCUUUGAGGUAGGGGCAGUAAGCUACCUCAAGAUGGUGAGUCAGUCUAACUUUGCAAUGUGCCUCCCAGCUGUGGAGACUACAUUCAAAACAGUUGGUGGUCUUGGCAUAUGUGGUUAUCUGAAUUCUACAAAGCAUUUGAAAAAUAAUCCCCAUUAAACAUUUUUGUUCAGUGAUCUGAAGAGGCAUGGAGCAAAUGGUGACAUUUGGGAGAAAUAUUGUUCUAAAACAAUAAGAAGAACCAUUGUACAGUCACUGUCUAGAAUAUGGCUGAGGAAUCUAAUUGGCCAUCAUUACUAUUAUGGAAAAAGAAGAAUGGCUCUAUUUGCAUGAUCAAACUGACAGGAUGUAGAUCCUGGACUCUGUGGACAUGGGGUGGGAUAAGGCAUCAUGGUUACCAUAAGGAUUUUCUUGGGGCAAAGAACAGCCUGGAAUUGGAACUCUUCUCUGGCUGUAAACAAGCAGAAGCAGCAACAAUGAUCUGGAAAAUGCAAGGAACUAACUCCUUCACAGAUUACUUCCUUCACCAAGAGAAAUAUGAGAGCCACAUUGAGCUGCAUUUUGGAUUUCAUGCCAUGUGUAUGGUUUAGUUACAUGCUAAAAUUUUGGUCAUGCCUUUCAAGAAAAUUGUGGAUGACUGAGGAAAGAACCCUAGCUGCAUUGUAAUAUUUGUGUUCAGAAGUUGGUGGUCUUGGCAGUGCUUGCAACUUUGGAGAGCUUCCUUCAGUCCUUAACAGAGCAUCUUAGGUAGCAGUGCAAGAAAGCUACCUAAGAGCAUAAACAGCUGCUUUUCAUUUGCUGUAUGAAGAAAUGGGCCAGUGCACUAAUUCUUCUCAAUAUAAACUAAAAGUUUUAUGACACAAGAGCAUAUAGCAGAAAACUUGCCCCCGCAAUUCUAUGAAUCUUGGCAUUAGCCCAUGGAGUAUUCAGUACAUAGUACUGUGUACACUGAAUCUUCCCAAUGCACUGUAAACUUACUAACAGUUUUUACCAUAGUGGUUUUCAGACAGUGUUCUUGAAUCUAUCUGUAGUAAAGUUUGUAUUAUGAAAUCUGGACUUACCCAGUUGGAAAAUCUAAUCUAGUGGGUGCAUUAAUGUCUUUAUUUUCUUCUCAAACACUAUUUCUGUAAUGUGACUCACUACUUCAAGCAAAUUAAGUCUUUGCACCAGCUAAUCAGAGAUUAAAAUAGUUAUCUUAAAUUCUAUUAUAGUAUUUUAAAAGGGUCUAUCUCUGGAAAUACUUGUCAUCUAUGCAAGAUGACAAAUAUACAUCUCCAGAUAUAGGGUUAUCCUAAAGGGGAAAAAAUCAGAAACUUUCUGCUUUAAAAUGUACAGAUUAAACUACUCUAAUUAGACUCUAGUAUCUCUGCUCUCUGAGAGGCUGACUUGGCAUUCUGCUCCUGGCAUAAGUCAAAUCAUAAUAAGUUGUACUAAAAUUAAGAUCUGGGUGCAAGGCUGCAGUCCUAAACAGAGGGCAUACAAAAUUUGCAUUGAAAUUAAUGGGCAGAAGGCAGCAUAUAAAUUCUGUAAAUCAUGAGGAUUGUGUUCACCUAAAUUUAGGGCUACACUGUCACAUGACUAACUACAGGUGCAAGCACCUCUCACAAACCAGUUGGUGGAAAUGCAUUAGCUAUCCCAUUUCAUUACUGCCCUUAAUUUCAGCAGGAGUUUAUAUAACUUUCUUUUGGGUUUAUGUAGUUCAGUGUUUGUGGCUUGUUUCUUGUCUAUAACCAAUGUAAGUGUUACUUAGGGCACAGAGUGGUAAAACUGCAGUCCUAAGCUCUGCUCAUGACCUGAGUUUGAUCCUGGUGGAAGCUGGGUUCAGGUAGCUGGCUCACGGUUGACUCAGCCUUCCAUCCUUCUGAGGUCGGUAAAAUGAGUACUCAGCUUGCUGGGGGGAAAGUGUAGAUGACUGGGGAAGGCAAUGGCAAACCACCUGAUAAAAAAGUCUGCCAUGUAAACAUCAUGAUGCGACGUCAGCCCAGAGUCGGAAACGACUGGUGCUUGCACAGGGGACUACCUUUACCUUUCCCUGCCACUAUUACUGCACCUAUUCCAUUCACUUGAAACCUGAUUGAGGAAGCUGCAGGAAUACUGACAAAGAAUCUGAUGUUCCUAUAUAAAAUAUGUUUCCUUCUGUUUUAAAAAUUGCUUUUCCUUUCUGUUCUUCCACUAAUGGUGGGUAUGAACUACAUUUUAGUAAUACACGGACAGUGCCUGCUAAAAGCAUGACAUAAGCUGCCAGGUGAGAUUAUGUGCUAUGUAUAUUUCAGUUGCUAGUGUACCUCUCAUAACUUGUACUGCUAAACUCCUGCCAAAACCAUAGAUUCACAAGAAUUGUUUAUGCAAAUGACAUCUCUGUUGAUAUGUUUGCAUGGUCUGUUCACCGAUGUGGGGAUCUUCCUAAACUGAAGUGCUGAUACCUUAACUUCAAACUGUUUCGGUAAAUCUGCUGUACUGAGGCAGUUGCUCUCAGGGUAUCUUUUUAGAAUGUUUGUUUUUUUUAAAAAAUGCUGGAUGUACUGUCAUGUAAAAUAGUUCUGCAUUCUAUACACACACACACACACACACACACAUACAUAUAUAUGUAUACACACACCCCUCUUUAGUGCCAAGUUCCAGAAGGCAUUGCAUACACUGGGAAGGUGAACAAAUUCCUAUUUUAUUUUCUGUGCUAUGAAUUGCCCUCUACAUAUUUUCCUAUAUAGAAUUUAUUUACAAAAACAAGCAUUCUAGUAGUAAAGGUCAGCUUUUUUUUUCUCAAAAAAGUAUGUUCUGUAGGCUUUAUAUAUAAAUUGUAAGUCAGAUGACACCAAAAGGAAUUUUAUGUGCAUAUGUAUUUUUGUACUUGCUUUAAUAAAUUUACAAAGAA